AUGAUGGACUUCGAGCUGCCUCUGCCGAACCUGGAGGAGGUGAGGGCGGCAGCCCGGCGCUUGCUUUGCCCGCAGCAAACCCAGGCUAUUCCAUGGAACGUCCGAGUUGAUGAUGCCUGGUUUGAGUGGGUACCCGUCCUGGCGCUACGGUGGAGCCAAGAUGACAUCGACAGCCGGAUGAUCUUCCGGCAUGAUGAGUGGAAGUGUCGUUCAGUUUAUGAGACCUUGGACGAGCUCGUCAGAGGUAAGAUCGCGCCGGGCGGCAUCGCAAAGCUCGAGGUCGUCCGCCAUCACGGCGAGCUGUACAGCCUCAGCAACCGCCGGCUUACGGCGCUGCUGACCUACCAGAUCCUCAGGCGGAGCGAGGUCGUGUACGCGAAGUGCGUGAUCAGAGAGGGCCCAAACCCUCGAUGGAGCAGGUCGUUCUCAACGCGGUCCUCCGGCCUGGACAUGUAUCCGAAUCCCAGGUUCUACCCCUCGCAGGCCGAGCACUGCGGUGGUCCGCUCUUCGACCACAGCCAAGUUGCUCUGCAAAGGGUGCACAAGCUCUUCAACAAGCACCAAGAUAAACUGAGAGGGUUUACAGUGGAGUUGAGAGAACGCGAUGACGACGAAGAUGGAGUGGAUUGCGAGACGCUGACUCUCGCCAGCUUGUCAAGCCUGUUCUCUGACGGCAACGGCAUCUCAGAGCCCAGGCAGCCCGUGGCUGUCGAGGCGGAGAGUGUGGUUGGAAGCUGUGCUGAGACCUUCAUGGGUGUCAAGCCUGCAGAAGUUCGGCAGCCAAGUUUCAGGAUCUUUCCCCACAGCGACACGGCUGCUUUUCACAAGGACCUCAUUGACCGGAGCCCUGUCCCUGUCGAUGACGUGAAGGAGAUCAAGGGCGGCUUGCAGAUUC
Symbiodinium sp. CCMP2592 is the source of this 895-nucleotide messenger RNA. Lineage: Eukaryota; Dinophyceae; Suessiales; Symbiodiniaceae. The record is from the annotation of a GenBank genome assembly.